AGAUCUUAUUACCAUUAAUAAUAAUAAAAAAUUCAUUUGCAAGGCCAACAGUAUCGUUUUCGAACCAUAAACACUUCCAGGCGAUACGCCUCGUGACUACAAUUCCUUUCUCAUUUCGGAGAGAGAGAGAGAGAGAGAGAGAGAGAGAGAGAGUAUAUACCGGUAUAUACCUACCCGUUCCUAUUCUCGUACGUAUAUACAGCAGGCAGAAAACUUCGUGAUUGCGAUCGGGAGGGCGUAUGCCGUUCAAUUGGAGACGACGACAACGAUGAUGGAAUUGAGAUACGGAAGUUGUUAUCCAAAGGCGUUGCUCGGUGUUAAUGUCGCCCUUGCUUGUAUCGAUGCCGCAAUUUCCGCUUUCGCAUUCUAUCAGUUGAUGAGGAUCCAAGCUAGGAAUUCACAUCUUGGUUGGACUCGCCAGAAAGUGUUUCAUCUAAUGAUUGGAUCUUCUAACAUGGGUUACGUUGUUUAUUUCAUGUUAACUCUUAUUGCUGCUUGUAAGGAUUGGGUUUGCUGGUCUCAAUCUUGUGGCUUUAUUGUGAUGGCCUGCCCCAAAAUUUUGUUUCUUGCAGCAUUUCUUCUACUUCUAUCUUUCUGGGUUGACCUCUGCCAUCAGGCAAAUGAUGAAGAUGACGAGGAUGAGGAGUCUAGUCCUCGAGAAAAUUUGUUGGAGAGAGCAUCAAAUAAGUCACGUUCAAGUACUGAAAGUCACAGAAGAUGUUGCUCUUUCCGAGCCAUCCAUGUUGGAAGCCGCCAAAGGGUUGUGAUUUUGGUCACUGCAUUGAUUUUUAUUUUAAUGAUCACCUUCGCUGUCCUUAUUUGGAUUGGUAUGGGAAGGAAUCCUAUUGAUUCGGACCUGGUGGCCCGGGUAUAUGUAGAUCUUUUUUCCAUAGCGAUCCUUUUGUUAGGAGGAGCAUUAGCAUGUUAUGGACUCCUAUUAUUUUUGAAAAUGAGGAAAGUUAGAUCUGAAAGAGCUUCUUCCGAAGUGUGGAAGGUUGCAGGAUUGGCAGUUGUGUCUGUUCUAUGUUUCAGUUCAAGUGCAUUAGUUGCUCUUUUUACUGAUACACCAAUGCUCUAUCACUGGCAUCAUCAGCACGUUGACGCUAUCAGUACCUCUCUUCUUUUGAUUUUGUAUUACUUAAUAGGUUCAUCUUUACCAUCUGCAUAUGUCUUAUGGGUCAUGAGGGAAUUACCACCUUCAAUUGUGGUUACUGUAGUAGAAGAAUCCAGGACAAUAGCAUUUAUCCAUGAUAGUGCUGCAACCAUAAAUCCUCAGCGCUGGACUGCUGCCACAAGCCUGCAGAAUCAGGAAGCGCUUUGCUGCUGGUUAGGGUUGCUUGGAAUGCUGCCGUUGGAGAGCUUGGGAUUGGCAGUUGAAACACAACUGAACCUAGAAGUCCUUCUAUUGGAUUGGAAGUUGAUCCUGAAUCGGUUAAAAACCUGACUUUCAUCGACUUACCCGUCUUCUUUCCUUGGCGGGAGCAACAUAGCCCUACUUCAAUUAAGGUAUCAAGAGCAAGCCCUAUAUAGUGACAAUACAUGGAUUCUCAUGCAAAUCGGUGCGUCUUUUGGAGGACUUUCAGAAAAAAGUUGGUGGAGAAGGGUUGCAUUGUGGCUUUCAAGCUGAGAUCAAAGAAGGUGAAUGAUGGACAUUCUUAGCAAAGCAUUUGGGGAGCAGGCGUAAGACGGCCGGCCGUUGCUGUGAUUUUGUUGGCUCUUCGUUGUAAAUAGCUACAAGGUGCAAAUGCAGGAUUUGUUUUUCUUUCAGCCUUUCGCAGACUGGAAGAUUGUCUAAUGCUGCAUCCGAAUGGUGAACUGUUUUCCUUGUAUAGUAUUAACUUCUAUGUUCUAGUUUUUCUCUGGAAUUGUUUCUACCAGAAUGCGAAGAUCUUGCAUAUGCAUUCACUUUCUGCUGACCUUAUUCAGCCACCUACACGUGUUAGUUGGCUAGUAGAAAGGACCCCUUUAGUGAGGAAACUAGGAAAUUGAGUUUCUUUCACCAUUUGUGGCUAGUUGAUAGGAGGACAUGAGCCAAUAUGCCAUUUUGUACAUAGUUUCCAUACAGAUCGUUGGGGCUGCCUUCGUAAAACAACCGCUGUUGCGGUGUGUAUUUUUGAAGAUAUAAUUGACACAUUCCGAAUGGAUUUCGUGAAUGAGGGUUAUGUCUAUAAAUUAUGUUUGAGAGA
Molecule: messenger RNA, 2186 nt
Organism: Rhododendron vialii
Lineage: Eukaryota; Viridiplantae; Streptophyta; Magnoliopsida; Ericales; Ericaceae
Product: tobamovirus multiplication protein 1
Exons: 14
Coding region: 269-1444 (391 amino acids)
Source: RefSeq, a predicted model, not a curated record